Geodia barretti is the source of this 2093-nucleotide messenger RNA. The record is from the annotation of a GenBank genome assembly. NCBI's taxonomy places the organism in Eukaryota, Metazoa, Porifera, Demospongiae, Tetractinellida, Geodiidae.
ACCCAACCUCUGUCUACAAGUAUCUUCUAUCCCGAAGUAAAUUUUCGCCCGAAAACCGUCGAAGUGCUGGGCCUGUUUAGCGACGACCCGCGGGACUUGAUCACGAUGGAGACAUGCAGCAACGGAGCGAUGUCUACUGCAGGACAGUUGCUUGGGUACACUUUCAAGGUCGAGAUGGAGUUCGAGGUGUGUCUGUUCUUUGUAUUUAUGGGAACGCUAGUCGCUCUCAACUCGCGCAAACGGCGCAACAGAAUCCCAGCGGUGGUAGUCGAUGUGCUAUCCUCUAUCUUCCUACUGUACUCUAGUUACAACCGAACAGUCAUUAUUCGAAACACCGAGCUAACGAAGUGGGUUAGGGACGUUUGUGCAGAGGGAGCGGGGGCUCUAAUAUACAACUACUUGGUUCUUUCCCUGGUGUCAUGGGUAGCAUCCUCCGUCCUAGAGCUCUCGUCUUCUCUGAACCUGGCAAAGCUGUACAAAACCCAGCAGAGAAGGCUAAAUGUCAGGCAUUUCUCUGACUCUGACAUUUGUACUGUGGGGGUUCGUGCAGCGGUCGCUAGGGAGUUUGGCUCAAGAUGCUGUUGUUCUUCUUUUUCUGACUAUUGCUGCCUUUCUACGCCUCACACGGCAACUAAUGGAAGGGGUUACCCUUAUAACUGGCAUAGCUACUAGAGAGUUCAAGUGGCGGAGUCCUAACUCGAAAAUUCUGUUUGGUCGUAUCGCCUUCUCGUCAUUCGUCCUUCUUAUCCACAGCUCCUGUUUAACGUACACAUUUGCAUCUCAGGAGAAAAAGGUUUGGGGCACCGCUCAGUACACCAUCUUUGUGGGGCUCUGUGUUGAUGUCAUCUUUCGCUUGUUUGCUUGUAGCUGGGCAACUCUGAACUCUUGCUGUGUGUCAAGAUUGGCUAAUUUUUUAGCUCACCCUCACUAUCAUACACCCACUAUACUCACACAUGUAGUAAACACUGGUGGUUUUGUAGUCAAUUAUUGGGGUCUAAUUACCCAUACUUUUGUACCAACCCUUGUAUGUCGUUUUAUAUGCCCCAGUGUAAGAUUCAUUUUUGUAAGCAUACCACGGGUUGUAUGUCUUGCUGUUGUUGUUAUAGCGACGCAAUUCACAGUUGCCUGCGGAGCAUACGUCCUACAUUGGCAAGACGAAGAAGAGCAAGUGAAUUAUUACGACGACCCCCUUCUUGAACCCUACCUACCUCGUCAGGUACAAGUGGAAACUGCUACUAGUCCCAUGCACGGGGAAUUAGUUUGUGCCCCUGUAAUUCUUAUCCCGACUGGAUACCGAAACCAUCGUGCGUGUGUUAACUGUUCAGAGCUAGCUGCUCGACAUCAUCUUGCUCGCAGUUCAGACGGCCCGAGACUCGAGCUCGUUCUUCCGUUUCCCCCGAGUCUCGGUGGAGAUGAGUUGCCUCCAGUUUGGUCCCCUACGUUAGACUUUGCCGAUCCGACUGAUGUCGGGACACCAUUCAGUCUCUGUCAGCUCCAAGUAAGGUGUGUAUACAAACUUACGCCUAUGCCAACCACUGAUAGUAUGGUAGUCACCGGUCAUCAGCACUCUCCCAUCUCCCCAUCAUUGUAAUUAACCAUCCAAACCCUUAUCCCAUAUCAAUAUGAACAAAGCGAUACAACAUUAUUUUAACAUUAUCAUUCAUUACCCAAAAAUCAUCCCUGAUAGUUUUCAAUUCACACAUUUCUUUCAGUGUUCAGUGUGUCAGUAUUGGAUGUCUUUAGCAAUGAUCAUGAAACUAUAUACUUGUCAGCAAUUCAGCCAUUUUAUUAUCAGCCUUUUACAACCCUAUCAUGCGCAUGCACAAGAUUGUCGGCUCGCAGAGUCUGCUCAUCUCUGUGGAUUACACAGUCAACCAAAGAUUGUGUGUGACCGAAGUUACUUGUUUUACCGAGCUUGCUUUGUACCUCAGUAUAUAGAAAGAUGAAAGUGGACCGUCAUGGGUUUGCAAUAGAGUGUGUCUUUGGUUCAAAUCCCACCCAGUGUCACUCCUUUUUCAAAGAACUGUCCUAGGUGUAUGUUGUGUUGUGUCGUGUACCCACCUAUAGUUGACAACUUAUGAUCAACAAGAUAU